This is a messenger RNA of Patiria miniata (bat star), 2769 nucleotides long. RefSeq lists its product as uncharacterized. The coding region runs from base 1 to 2769 and encodes 922 amino acids. The transcript has 9 exons. Gene Ontology annotation, molecular function: protein binding. Lineage: Eukaryota; Metazoa; Echinodermata; Asteroidea; Valvatida; Asterinidae. The record is from RefSeq and is a predicted model, not a curated record.
AUGAGGUUGUCAUAUGUAUCCGUUUCUAUACCAUACAGGUUGAUAGCCGAUAACUACCUAGAUUUUCUACCAGAGAAUAUUCUAGUCAACACAACAUUAACCGAAGUUCUUGAUAUUGGCUUCAAUCGUCUCCCAUCCAUCCCCGAUGGCUUAUUUCGCAACCAGACCAAGCUACGGGCACUCUUCAUGCAACGCAAUCAAAUCAGGGUCAUUACCAGAGAAAUGUUUAAGGAUCUUCACUCUCUAGAAGUACUAUCCGUAUUUGGCAAUCCUCUCAUUGAGAUACAAGCCUGGCUUUUCUUUAACACGCAGCUCACAAAUUUAUACAUGUUCCAAAACAACUUUUCUUCGAUCGGAGAGAGACCAUUUGCCACCGUCAAUAACACAAUCAAACAGGUAUCGUUGUAUGGCAGUCAUUUGACAACUAUUUCCGAUGUCGUAUGGCAAGAUUUGGGCACCAACUCCUAUGUGGCUGUUGAUAGCACCCUCCAGUUUGCGCCUGUCACAUGCCGGACUGACCUGGAAAUUGAACAGGUUGGUGAUGGGUUUGCCCUACCGGUACUUGUUUCGAAGGAAAUGGCAAAACUCUUCAAUAAGUCUGGAUUCUCCUGUUCAAGACCUGACUUCAAAGUUGAUUCGUGGCGAUGUAAGCCCUGUGCCCAAGGACAUUAUGGAGAUGCUCCAAGCCAUGCCUGUAAAGCAUGCCCAGCUGGAGGCUUUUACCAAAUCAAGACUGGACAAGUAGCAGAUACAUCACAGCCCAUCAAGUGUCAAAAAUGCAACAAUGGAACCUACGUCACCCCAGCUGCUCACCCUGGUAUAAGCCCUGCAGAUUGCACCGUGUGUCCUACAGGUACCAAUAAAAGUCUCCAUGCAGGGUUCCGCGCAUGCUUUUGUCUCGAUAAGUACUACCGGAAAGAUCGGUUUGAUGAGUGUUAUCCUUGCCCAGACGAAGGUCUUGACUGCUCAGAGGAGUAUCAACACCUCUUACCUGGAUUUUGGUGGACUUGGGAAUGGGGCUCAAACAACGACAACUACAAAGCAUAUCAACAUUUCGUUGUAAACAUCAGGAGCAGAAGUGAUUCCUACAAUAGCAGCACGCAUCAUUUUAGGGGAGUGGUGCCUAAGGUACAUCCGUGUCCACGUAAGGAGUCUUGUUUGAAUGAAGGUGAUGGUAUCAAUGUCACUUGUGAGGUUGGUUAUGAAGGUUGGCUUUGCUCUGAAUGCAGUGUGGGGUACUAUGCGUGGUUUGAUCGUUGUAAUGUGUGCCCAAAGUGGUGGUGGUUCUUACUUGAAGUCGUUCUGUUGUUGGUCGUGUUGGCAGUGGUAAUACUUGUCAUCGCUUGGGAUGUGCGGAGAAAUCGGAGAAGAGGACGGUCAGCCGUUGAUGUGAUCUUUGCUCGGGGGAAAAUCUUGCUGGGUUUCUAUCAGGUAAUGGGCGAGAUAUUCUCUGCCCUUGACGAAAUUCCCUGGCCGAAUAUUCUUAACAAGUUUGGGUCUUUUUUGAAACUACUGGAGAUGAAUAUUGUCCAACUGGUCAUCAGUCCCCGCUGCUACUUUCCAGACUUCACCUACCGCAUUGUGUACAUUGAGUAUUUGUUUGGGAUGAGCUUAAUUGCAUUUGUUAUGUUGGUUGCAUUGUGUUUCUAUUGGGUCUCAAAGUGCUACAUGUACUUGGCAGCAAGGAAAUACACCGAUGAAGAACGUAUCAAGGUUUCAUCAACUACGAAGCAGAAAUGUUACCUGUUUGUCGUUAUGCUUCUCUUUGUUUCAUAUCCUGGCCUGUCCGGUGUUAUCUUCACCCUCUUGCCUUCUGGCUGCGACCUGUUCUAUCUUGAUGAGAAUGAAACAUACAAUUCUACAAGACUUCGAUCAGAUUACUUUAUUGAUUGUCAAGAUGAGCAGCAUGUUCAUUUCAACCAUGCUGCCGAGGCUUCUCUUUGCUAUGUUGUUGGCUUUCCGUCCUUGCUGUUUGUAUUUCUGUGGAGAAGCAACAGACAAGACAAGAGGAAAAAUUCGCAGGAGCAGCCUUUGGUUGAAUCGUCAGUAAAUGAUCCCAGUUACUACAGCGUCAAUAAUCCAACUAUGUCGACAGUAAAUGAAGAUGAUUCCACACUCAAUCAACCACACAUCAACCUCCUAAAUCCCCAAAAGCAAAGUCAGGUGGAUAUCAGCUGGAAAAGUUUUCUCAGUGGAAACUACAAAGCAGAGUUCUGGUACUGGGAAGUUGUUGAGCUUUCUCGCAAAAUCAUCCAAACACUGUUUGUUCUGCUUUACGGCCCAGAUGACCACUUCACCAUGUUUGCAACCAUCGCCAUAUCUGUUGGGUUUUUGCUCCUACAUGCAUAUGUGAGACCGAUGAAAGACGCCACCGAUAACCGUCUACAGAUGUGUUCCCUGGCAACAAUCUUCCUGAAUCUCCUGGCAGCUUCCUUGCUCCUGUCUCGAACUGGAGGUAACACUGGGAGAACCGAAGUCCUUGCGGCAAUCCUGGUUCUGAUGAACUUCAGCAUUAUUGUCUUCGUCAUAGGGAGUCUCAGCUGGAUGGUGAUGAAGUCACUAUGGCGCUCUGGGUGCUGUGGUAGAAUGGCAACAUGCAUUGCUAAAGCCUGCUGCUGGUUCUGUCGACACGAGUCACCGAACAGGGAAGGCAGAAGCAGACGUCUUGUGAUGACCAGCGUGGGAGAUCAUUCCCUUGAUGUUGAUGAAGACUACGUGGAAAGAACUUAUGACGACAUCAUAUCUGAACGUUGUCAUGUGGUUGAGUAA